Molecule: messenger RNA, 985 nt
Organism: Caenorhabditis auriculariae
Lineage: Eukaryota; Metazoa; Nematoda; Chromadorea; Rhabditida; Rhabditidae
Source: the annotation of a GenBank genome assembly
AUGAUGAAGAUUAUCGCGGUAGUCCUAGCAGUUGUUCUCACGGUGUCCGCCUCUCGAAACGACGUCACAGAGUCUUCAGGUUGGAAUUUUCGUUUCAAAUGAAAUUGCGGAAGAUCACUCAGCUGAAAUAGGGAUCGGAAAACUUCCGAGAGCUUCUUUAGAAAACUUCCGUAGAAAUUUUUUCCAAAUAACAGAUUCGGAAAUUCAUAAAUUUCAUCUCAAAUCGAGAGAAACGAUUUUUAAGAUUGAUCUCAUUAUAACUGUUUUUGGGCAAUUUUUUACUUAAAAAACUUUUUUUUCAGUUUUUUUCAAUAUUUCAAGAGGCAUCAGAAAAAUGACCGUAUUUUGGGAAGGGGAAAUUCCGAAGAGUUUAUUUCGAUUCACGAUACAUUUUGCAGACAUCCGACAGUCUUCAGCGCAGGCGGUGGCGCCGUCGCAACACGUCGCCACGUCGCCGCAUCCAUUCUCACGUCAGAUCGUCGCCCCCUCGAGGAAUCACCCUAGAGUCAUCACUCCUGUCCCAACCCGUGAGUUCGAAACUUACACAGUUUAUCGAAAAUUUUACAAUAAAGGUCUGACUGGUUUUUUUAUUAGUGAGCUGUGAUACCUUCAAAUUUCGGAAAGCUUAGAAUUGAAUAAAUAAUUGAUAAGUUAGCAAAAAGCUUUUUUUGAAAGUUAAUUUUUGAGAAAAAAAUUUUUUUGGUAGUUUGUAAAAUGAAAUUUAAUAAACUAAGAAGCGUUUUUUUCGCUUAAGUUUUUGCUUCAUAAGCACUUUUUCCAAUUUUUUUCCUAAUUAGUUGAUAUUUUUUUAAAAAAAUUAAGUUUGAACACCUUUUUGAUAUCUCAAGUUUUUCUCCGAGUUCAACACGCCACUGAAAAACAUCCUCCAAUUUUUUCUGAGACCAUUCAGCCGCUCUGACUCAUUCCAGCAUCAUUUAACCGAUUUUGAAUUGCAGGAGGAAGUCGAAGCGUGUUGGGAUUCUGA